Molecule: messenger RNA, 3535 nt
Organism: Labeo rohita (rohu)
Lineage: Eukaryota; Metazoa; Chordata; Actinopteri; Cypriniformes; Cyprinidae
Gene: rab8a
Product: RAB8A, member RAS oncogene family
Exons: 8
Coding region: 52-675 (207 amino acids)
Biological process (GO): protein localization to plasma membrane; Golgi vesicle fusion to target membrane; regulation of exocytosis
Cellular component (GO): plasma membrane; synaptic vesicle; trans-Golgi network transport vesicle
Molecular function (GO): GTP binding; GTPase activity
Source: RefSeq, a predicted model, not a curated record
UUCUGCGCUGUCUGCUAAAGUACCGGGCGGGAUUUCCGCAAUACAUUCAGUAUGGCGAAGACCUACGAUUAUUUGUUUAAACUGCUGUUAAUCGGGGAUUCCGGCGUCGGGAAGACCUGUGUGCUGUUCAGAUUCUCGGAGGAUGCCUUUAACUCGACGUUUAUUUCGACGAUAGGUAUCGAUUUCAAGAUCAGGACAAUAGAACUAGAUGGCAAGAAGAUAAAGUUACAGAUAUGGGACACGGCAGGGCAAGAGCGAUUCCGAACGAUCACGACGGCAUAUUACAGAGGUGCAAUGGGUAUCAUGCUGGUUUAUGAUAUUACCAAUGAGAAAUCAUUUGACAACAUCAAAAACUGGAUCCGAAACAUAGAGGAGCAUGCAUCAGCGGAUGUAGAAAAAAUGAUUUUGGGGAACAAAUGUGACAUUAAUGAGAAGAGGCAGGUGUCUAAAGACAGGGGCGAGAAGCUGGCGUUAGAGUAUGGCAUCAAGUUUAUGGAGACGAGUGCAAAGGCUAAUAUCAACGUUGAGAAUGCAUUCUUAACGCUCGCCAGAGACAUAAAAGCAAAAAUGGACACGAAAUUGGAGGGCAACAAUCCUCAGAGCAGCAACCACGGAGUGAAAAUUACCACUGAACAGCAGAAAAAGAGCAGCUUCUUUCGCUGUGUGCUACUGUGAAGACCAAGGCCUUACUGUCCGCCGCCCGUGGGCUGGACACGACUGGACUAUGCUCUCCCUCUUAGCACUCCUCUUCCUCCUUCCUCUUUUAUCCCAUCUCUCCUUCUCUGUCGCGCUCUUCUUCCAGCCCUAGGGCCGUCGGAGUCCCUGGCUCCUCUUAUCUUCUUCCAUUGACAGAUUAGCGACGCCGAUUCCUCUAGCUUACAACCCUUCCCCGACGAAACCAUGGUGGGAAAGCAUUGGUUCUACCAGUCAAGGUGAAGAGCUGCAAGCAUCGUCACAGUCGUUCCUAAAGAAGAUCCCAUGUCUUUGCUUCAAUCGCUCGGUUCGAGUGCACAACUGCCAAAAUCGAUCCAUUCCUUCACGGCGACCUAGAAGUCGGGCCGCAGAACGUGAUCUGAUAUUGAGCCAGUCUGAGAGUUACGUGGGACUUUCUUUAUCAUUUACAUUUUAUUUUUUUGCCCCUUAUGCAUUCCUUGACAAUCACAGUAGGAAUAUUAUAACCCACCUCUUAGAUGCUUUAUCCUUUCUUUCAUUUUUUUAAUAAAACAAACAUUUUGCCGUUUCUGCCCCAGACCUGUUACGCAAAAGUGUUGCGUUCACAAUCUUGGUGCAGUCAAGGUUUCAUAUUAAACGAAUGAAGAUCCUCCUUUUUAUUCUUUAAGACAUGUUUGCUGCCUCGUUAAAACUAACCUCCCUUCUUUUUUAUUUAACAUGCACAUGAAGCUAUUUCCAAAUAGUGCAGUCUUUUAUGCAGUAGCGCUAGCUUUCGUUUUAACAUUCCUUCAACAAAAUCCAAAACUCAGGUUUUAUUAUGACCUGAAAACAUCCCAACAUGAAAGCAAGUAAUCGCGUGUAAUCGAAUGAAACUGACACGUAGCCCUCGAUAGGAUGCGGAAAUCCUGCGUUUGUAGUAUUAACAAUUAUGCGUAACCAAAAGCAAUGAAAAAGGGUGACUGUGUAACCUGAAAAGCAGAGCUAUACUUGAGAAAGCACCUCCCGUAUACAGAAGUCCAUGCACUUUAUCAGUAUCCUUUGUGUUGUGUGUAGUUUGUGCCAAGUGAUAGUUUUGCAUCAUAAAGUCAGGUGUUUUUACAUGGUUACAUGGAGUAUGACCUGCCGAAUUCAUGUUCGUUUUGAGAUUAAGGCAUUUUCAUUCCCCCAAAGGAACAAGCCAGAGCUAGUUUUAUGCAUUGGCUGCUCUUGGUUCAGUUUAAGUUUCAGAAUUAAUAGUCUUCUAUCAGUGGUUUUGUUAAUUUGUUCAUAUUUCUUAUGUAUUAUGAACGGACUGUACGUGUAGCACCUGAAUUACAGUCCUACGGCAUGUCAGUCUUAUUAUUUUGGGUUGCACAAGGUAAAAACAAACAGAUCUGGUUCAUAUGACUAGGCUUAACUACCAUGAAUACAGUAAUCCACCAUUCCUGAGUUCUGAAUAGUGUGUUGUCAUAAGCACAUGCUUAUGCUUAACGCAAGAAAUGCAAUGAGAUCCUUUAUUUUGACCAGUUGUGUAGUUUUGACUUUGCAUCGCAGUUUACUCAAAUGUACGUUUUGUAAUCAUAUUGUAAAAUAAAACAUGUCAGUUGGUGCUUUUGUGUUCACCAGCAAUAGGUCAGGAAACUUUACCACAAGAUUCAGCACCCAUUAGCUUUGAAUGAAAAAAAUCUCCAUUUAGAAACCGACAAAACGCGACAAGGUCAGAUUUCACCCCAAAACCAGUUUUUGCAUUUUGUUAUUUUUAAGAAUUAAGUUCCAUAUGCAUAAAGUACAAAUGGUUUACAUAUCAGGACAGUAUGUGUUGUGCAACCUUUAAGAAAACAUUGAAAUGCAUUUUUAUUUUUGACAUAAUGAGAAUUUGAGAUUCUGUAUAUAUGUUUUGGGGUGAAAUGUGACCUGGAUGUGUUUUUAAAGACCUAAAAAAACAAGAAGCACAGUGUUUGACUUUUUCCAGAGGUAAAAGUGCAUGAAAUUCUCUUCUUGCUGCAAUAUGGCGCAUCCUAAAAAUGGCCACUUUUCCUUUUUCCAAGCUUAAAUAUUGACUUGAAAUGACUUCCUGUUUGCACCUUGUUCUCUUUCCACCUCAAGGAGAUGCUGUUUUGGGUUUAUAUUUGCGUUAGAAGCGUAUGUCGGCGUAACGGAGGUCAUCUGUACCCAUAGCAUUUCCCUUCUCUCCCUGUCCAAUAAUGUCCCCAACUUGCCGUUUGUCUUAAUAACUAAUACUUGAUCUUUCAUUUUGGAUCUAUGCAUCAUGAAGGUGAUACUGUUGACCUCCUGUAUGUUUUGUCUGUGUGUGUGUUUAUUAUUUUCUAUUGAUGUCCUGUACAUUGAAGCGUUGGCCUAGUUGCCUGUUCUUCGCUUUAGAGGACAGUCUGCUGUUUAAAAACAUGUUAAUGGACCUCAGAUGCAACUUAAUCUGGCCUUGGUAAAAUAAAACGCAGUCAGCUGGCAAAACAUUUUUAUUGGAUUUGCAAACCAACCAAGUGGAAAAGAACAUUAGCAAACAGGUACCGCUUUCUGUCUUAACAAACGGCUUUGCAGUCAUGUCGUGUUUAUUGAGCAGCGUUACGUACGUCUGACGAUCUUGCUGUUUAGUUUGUCUUGUAUUUCUUGAUUUGAAACGACUGUCAUCCAUAUCAUUUACAGAAUCUUUUAUAUGACCAUGUUUUCAUUUGUCGAUUGUGAGGUAACUGGGGAGAUCGUAAAUUACAUUUUGGUAUAAAAAAAAAAGAAGAAACAAUUGUAAAUAACUCUAAAAAGAGAUCUACUUAAAUUGUACUGUACUUUCUAAAAAAACAUUGAAAAACUGAUCUACAGUUUUUGUAGAUAUCUGUACUUUUGAUUUAUUAAAAUAAGAUUCUUUUAA